AUGUCGGGAGAACAGCAGAGAGAGAGAGGUGAGGAAAGUCAAAAGCGUUGGCAAGCAUGGAUGCAUUUAUAGUAGAUCAGAUAAUGUACAUCAGUUUUCAUGUGCACCAAAAGGACGCAGGCAGCACUUCCGCAUUCCCAUCUGUCAACAAGUGGAGCGAAUUUGUGAAGGAAAUGUAUAAUAACUAGUUUAAGAUGUUUAUUCCUUACUGCGCUUUGAUGUGCAUGUUAAAAUGAUCUUUUACUUCCCUCCGACAUCACUUAGAGACAUUUCUACUCCAGCAAAAAGGGUUAAAGUCCAGCUCCUGCUAUAUUGUUCACCUGAUUAGUUGAUAAGCGACUGCUCAGUUCCUGUGAAUGUACAGAUCAGCAUACUGGAGAAGUGAUCAGCAAUGGUUCGACGUGUGGCAGUGGUUGGAGCAGGCAGUUCUGGUCUGGCUUGUAUCAAGAUCUGCGUUGAUGAGGGCCUGGAGCCUGUCUGCUUCGAAAGCAGUAAUGACAUUGGGGGCCUGUGGAAUUUUAAGGAGUCACCUGAGCCCGAGCGAUCCAGCAUCUAUCGCUCCUUGGUGGUCAACACCUCGAAAGAGAUGAUGUGUUUCAGCGAUUUUCCCAUGCCUGCUGACUAUCCAAACUACAUGCACAACUCCCAGCUGCUGCAGUACUUCAGGCUCUAUGCUGACCACUUUGAACUCCUCAGAUACGUUCAUUUCCAGACCACAGUGAGGAGUGUUACACAAAGUUCGGAUUUCUCUCUGUCGGGUCAGUGGGACAUAGUGACCUUUAACAGAAAUGAAGAGGAGGAGAGACACGUCUUCGAUGCAGUUCUCGUGUGUUCGGGCCACUACACCCAUCCAUCCUUACCCCUGUCAGACUUUCCAGGAUAUGAGACAUUUUCUGGCAGGUGUUUUCACAGCUGGGAUUAUAGAGAUGCAGAGGCCUGCAGAGGAAAGAGGGUGGUGGUGGUUGGCAUUGGCAAUUCUGGAGGAGAUAUUGCAGUGGAGAUCAGUAGAUCUGCAGAGAAGACAUUUCUCAGCACACGCCAGGGGGCCUGGGUGAUUGGCAGGAUGUCCAGUAAUGGUCUUCCCCUAGACAUGACCGCUAUCACCAGACUCAACAACAUGCUCACACUAAUUCUUCCCAAUAAUCUGGUCAACUGGGCAGCAGAGAGAACACUGAAUCACAAAUAUGACCACAGACUGUACGGCCUGAAGCCCACACACAGACUUUUGGACAAAAAGCCUUUGAUCAAUGAUGACCUUCCUGGUCGAAUCCUUCAGGGGGCGCUAGUAAUGAAACACAAUCUGAAAGGAUUCAAGGACUCAGGAGUUGUAUUUGAAGAUGGCACUGUGGAGGAGAACAUUGACAAUGUGGUCUUCUGUACAGGAUAUAAUGGAAACUUUCCAUUCCUGCCUCCAGCUUUAUCUGAGGGGCCUCACGGAGAGCUGACAUUGUACAAGACACUGUUUCCUCCUUCUCUGUUGCAACCCACACUGGCCGUUAUGGGUCUUUUCCAGACAAAAGGACCAAUAAUGCCCAUUGUGGAAAUGCAGGCUCGGUGGGCUGUCAAGGUCUUUACCGGCUCGAGCCGUCUUCCAGCUAAGGAGAAAAUGCUGGAAGUCAUUGAGUCUGAGAGGAAGAGAAACAUGAAAAGCUAUCCCUGCCCACGAAAGGCGGCACUCCAGGUAGAUUACAUCCCUUACCUGGAUUUCAUGGCAGAGGAGGUGAGGGUUCGACCAAACUUCCUGAGACUACUCCUGAGAGAUCCUGUGCUCUGGGUAAGUGUCUUCUUCGGUCCCUGCACUCCGUACCAGUAUCGUCUCUCGGGGCCCGGACAGUGGGCCGGAGCCCGUCAGGCCAUCCUCACUCAGUGGGAGCGGGUGGCUCAGCCUUUCAGAACCAGAGCGGUACCGAAGAGCACGCCAUCUGUCCGGUUUUCUCCCUGGCUGCUCUUGUUUGGAGGAACUGUAACAAUGGCUGUCUUGUCUAAAAAUGAGAUUAUUCCAGUGCUGCAGGGUGCUGCUGAGAUUCUGGACAGGUGCAAGAUGUUCCUGAGGGACUGCUGGUUCACUGGUUAACCACAAUAACAUGAUGAAAUCUGGGUCCAGUUUGUAACAUAUGUAAUAGCAAUUUAAAUGUCUACUGUUUUAAUUAUAUAAGUUUCCUAUGUUAAACAAGCCAACUGCCAUUUGAUGCUAACAUAGGAGUGCCGGUCAGAUCA
Molecule: messenger RNA, 2217 nt
Organism: Cottoperca gobio
Lineage: Eukaryota; Metazoa; Chordata; Actinopteri; Perciformes; Bovichtidae
Product: dimethylaniline monooxygenase [N-oxide-forming] 2-like
Exons: 11
Coding region: 392-2074 (560 amino acids)
Molecular function (GO): flavin adenine dinucleotide binding; N,N-dimethylaniline monooxygenase activity; NADP binding
Source: RefSeq, a predicted model, not a curated record